UCAGCCCAGUCCUCCCAGCUGACGACAACCUCCACCAUCUGCUGAGUAUAAGUGAGUGGCUCCUCCAGUACUACUACCCCAGCCAUCAUGGCGUCUUCUCUGUGGGCUGUGGUGCUAGCCGUGGUCUGCGCACAGGUGGCCCGCGCUCAGUUCCCCAGGGCUUGUACCACGGUGGAGGCGCUGCUCAGUAAACGCUGCUGCCCAGCGCUCGGUUCAGACCCGGCCAAUGCCUGCGGCUUCCUGCAGUCCCGCGGCCGCUGCGCGUCUGUAGUCGUGGACGAGCGCCCGUGGAGCGGACCGUAUACCUUACGGAAUGUGGACGACCGGGAGCGCUGGCCUCUCAAGUUCUACAACGCCACGUGCCAGUGCACAGGAAACUUUGCAGGCUACCAUUGUGGAGAAUGUAAAUUUGGCUGGACGGGAACUAACUGUGACCAAAGGAGGCCACCAGUCGUCCGGAAGAAUAUUCACUCUCUAACGCCUCAAGAGAGAGCUCAGUUCUUGGAUGCUCUGGAUCUUGCCAAAACCACCAUUCAUCCGGACUUUGUGAUUGCUACCCAGCAUUGGCUUGGAAUUCUUGGGCCAAAUGGAACCGAACCACAAGUGGUGAACACCAGCAUCUAUAACUACUUUGUCUGGCUCCAUUACUAUUCUGUCAGGGACACAUUACUAGGGCCCGGGCGUCCAUUUAAAGCUAUUGACUUAUCUCAUAAAGGACCUGCCUUCGUCACAUGGCAUCGAUACCACCUGUUGUUGCUAGAGAGGGAUUUGCAGAGGCUUAUUGGUAAUGACUCGUUUGCUUUACCAUACUGGAACUUUGCUACUGGAAGAAAUGAGUGUGACGUGUGUACAGAUGAGUUGUUUGGUGCUCCUAGGCUGGAGGAUUCCACAUUAAUCAGUGUUGGUUCAAGAUUUUCAAACUGGGAAAUUGUGUGUAACAGCCUAGAUGACUACAAUCGUCAGGUUACCUUGUGUAAUGGAACUAAUGAAGGUUUUCUUCAAAGAAGUCCAAUUGACAGGUCUGGUGGGCAACUGCCAUCAAUGGAAGAUGUACAGAAAUGUCUUUCACUACAAAAUUUUGACAAUCCACCUUACUUCUCAAACUCUACAUUUAGUUUCAGGAAUGCACUUGAAGGCUUUGAGGAGCCAGAUGGAGAAUUGGACCCACCUGUAAUGAAUCUACAUAAUUUGGUGCAUGCAUUCUUAAAUGGAACCAGUGCUCUCUCACACUCUGCUGCCAAUGACCCCAUCUUUGUGGUACUUCAUUCCUUCACUGAUGCAAUAUUUGAUGAAUGGAUGAAGCGAUUUCAACCUUCUGAUGUGGUUUGGCCUCAGGAACUGGCCCCGAUCGGACACAAUCGCUUGUUUAACAUGGUACCUUUCUUUCCUCCAAUAACUAAUGACCAACUCUUCAUAUCCGCUGACCAGCUGGGAUAUACAUAUGCUAUUGACUUACCAGCUUCGGAUGCAGACGGCCGUGCAGUCUCCGUGGUGAUUGCGUCAACUGUUGGUGGAGCGCUUAUUGCCUUGCUUGUCGUUUUGGUGUUGCUUGUUCUCUUCACACACAGAAAACAGCGUCAAGGCUUUGAACCGCUCAUGAAUGCAAGAUACAACAGUACCAAGUACACAGAAAAUGCCUAAUGGAGCUGUAGUCCAGACGUGCACUAUAUUACAGAAUCUACCGUUUUUACAGUAUCUGUCUCAUCGGUAAUAUAAGUUGGUGUACGAGGUAAAAAGUGGAAUAAACCCCUCAUACGCUGCUUGGAUAAACACCAAUACUAUAUUGUCUUAGACAUUGCCUGCUAUGAGCAAAUUAUCUUUGAAAGUCCAUUAUAGCAUUAUGGAAAUCACUUCUUGGUAGUGUCUGGUUUAUAUGAGUGCAGUAUAAACCGAAAAGCCAAAAAUCUCUGUUCACUGCCUGUCUACCCACCCAUACUGUAUUGACCUAAAGGAACACAAAUAUACAAACCAGAUUGAAAGCCCUCUUACAAGGGGUAAAGUAUUGGAUGAGAGUUUGUAUAGUCGCUCGUUCCUAACUGCCCCGUGUAAAUGUCGCCAAUCACUAGAACAAACGAGCAAUGCUCAUUCGUCCGGCGAUUGU
Molecule: messenger RNA, 2101 nt
Organism: Bufo bufo (common toad)
Lineage: Eukaryota; Metazoa; Chordata; Amphibia; Anura; Bufonidae
Gene: DCT
Product: dopachrome tautomerase
Exons: 8
Coding region: 88-1641 (517 amino acids)
Biological process (GO): ventricular zone neuroblast division; positive regulation of neuroblast proliferation; melanin biosynthetic process from tyrosine
Cellular component (GO): melanosome
Molecular function (GO): oxidoreductase activity; dopachrome isomerase activity
Source: RefSeq, a predicted model, not a curated record